Cyprinus carpio (common carp) is the source of this 6152-nucleotide messenger RNA. RefSeq names its product dihydropyrimidinase-related protein 2. Lineage: Eukaryota; Metazoa; Chordata; Actinopteri; Cypriniformes; Cyprinidae. Gene Ontology annotation, molecular function: hydrolase activity, acting on carbon-nitrogen (but not peptide) bonds, in cyclic amides. Gene Ontology annotation, cellular component: cytoplasm; cytosol. Bases 241 to 1962 code for a protein of 573 amino acids. The record is from RefSeq and is a predicted model, not a curated record. The transcript has 14 exons.
AAAAUCUCGUUUUGUCUCGGGCAGUCUCUGGGUGGACUGGGUGCAUCAGUGGAGAGGAGAUAUUGGGCACAGGUCCUUUGUCCUUUACAUUUCUAGCGCUUUUACCUCCUCUAUUCGCUUCUAAAUUCCUAAAGGACUACACAGAUUGUCCCAAACCAAGCCAUUUCCCCUCCCAAACAGAUCGUUGCAUCCGUUCUCACAGUGAUAACGGUUCAUCAAAGGGAGUAGAGCAUAAAGAAGAUGUCUGGCUAUCAGGGCAAGAAGAAUAUUCCCCGCAUAACCAGUGACCGUCUCUUGAUUAAAGGGGCGAAGAUUGUGAAUGAUGAUCAGUCGUUCUGUGCCGACAUCUAUAUGGAAGAUGGCCUGAUCAAGCAGAUUGGAGAGAAUCUGAUAGUACCCGGCGGGGUGAAAACCAUCGAUGCUCAUGGGCGUAUGCUGAUGCCGGGUGGCAUCGAUGUGCACACACGCUUCCAGAUGCCUGACAGGGGCAUGACUGCUGCAGAUGAUUUCUAUCAAGGCACUCGUGCUGCUCUGGCUGGAGGAACCACCAUGAUCAUUGAUCAUGUGGUUCCUGAACCCGGGACAAGUCUGAUCUCGGCCUUCAAUCAGUGGAGGGAAUGGGCGGACAGCAAAGCGUGCUGUGAUUAUUCUCUUCAUGUGGACAUCACUGAAUGGCACAAAGGUGUUCAAGAGGAGAUGGAGGCGCUCGUCAAAGAUCACGGCGUUAACUCUUUCCUCGUCUACCUGGCUUACAAAGAUUUUUUCCAGCUCACUGAUUCCCAGAUCUACGAAGUGUUCAGUGUCAUCCGGGACCUCGGGGCCAUCGCUCAGGUCCACGCUGAGAACGGAGACAUCAUAGUCGAGGAGCAGCGCAGGAUUUUGGAGUUGGGUAUCACUGGACCAGAGGGACAUGUCCUCAGUCGACCAGAAGAGUUGGAGGCGGAGGCAGUGAACCGCUCCGUAACAGUGGCCAAUCAGACCAACUGCCCUCUUUACAUCACCAAGGUGAUGAGCAAGAGUGCCGCUGAUGUCAUCGCCCAGGCCAGGAAGAAAGGCACCGUUGUGUAUGGGGAGCCAAUCACAGCCAGUCUUGGCACGGACGGCUCGCACUAUUGGAGCAAGAACUGGGCCAAGGCUGCCGCCUACGUCACGUCCCCACCCUUGAGUCCGGAUCCCACCACACCGGACUAUCUCAACUCACUGCUGUCAUGUGGGGAUCUGCAGGUAACAGGAAGUGCUCACUGCACCUUUAACACCGCCCAGAGAGCUGUGGGCAAAGACGACUUCACCCUCAUCCCUGAAGGAACCAAUGGCACUGAGGAAAGGAUGUCCAUCAUCUGGGACAAAUGUGUGGUAACUGGAAAAAUGGAUGAAAAUCAGUUUGUGGCCGUCACCAGCACCAACGCCGCUAAGAUCUUCAACUUGUACCCGCGCAAGGGCCGCAUCGCCGUGGGUUCAGACGCCGACCUGGUUCUGUGGGACCCUGAACUCACGAAGAUCAUCUCAGCGAAGAGCCACAAUCUGGCGGUGGAGUACAACAUCUUCGAGGGCACUGAGGUGCGUGGGUCGCCUCUGGUGGUCAUCAGCCAGGGAAAGAUCGUCCUGGAGGAGGGGAACCUCCACACCACUGAGGGGUCCGGCCGCUACGUGACCCGCAAGCCCUUCCCUGACUUUGUCUACAAGAGGAUAAAGGCUCGCAGCAGGCUUGCUGAACUGAGGGGUGUCCCACGGGGUCUCUACGACGGGCCGGUCUGUGAAGUCUCAGUGACACCCAAAGCUGUGACCCCUGCUUCCUCUGCCAAAACCUCUCCUGCCAAGCAGCCCGCUCAACCGGUCCGCAACCUGCACCAGUCCGGCUUCAGCCUCUCCGGCUCUCAGGUUGAUGACAACAUCCCCCGCCGCAACACCCAGCGCAUCGUUGCGCCCCCUGGUGGCAGGGCCAACAUCACCAGCCUGGGCUAGACGCCCUCCAUCAGCAGACAGGAGAACAGGGGGUUGGGGGGAGGGAUGUCUAUAACGGAGGUGUUUGCUGAGACCAACGUGUCACAUCAAGAACCCUCCACAGGGCCUAUGAUUCUCCACUCCCUAGUCUCCCAACCCCUGAGCUCUCGCCCAAUUCCCUUGUUUUUCUUUUCCCAACCAUACACCACUUCCUAAAGGAGACAUCUAGAGAAAAAAAGUAUUUGCCUCAUGUGAAGAGAGAAGGAAAAAAUGUAACAUCCACAUCUGAGCACUUCUGAUUGUAUGAUUUUUAUACUGUACUUUCGACCCACCAUGAGUCGUGUUAUUAUUUUUGUAUUUAACUUUAUUUGCUUUUUGAAAUCAGAGGGAUCAAGUGUGUGUAUUAGAGAAGCUGUUUAUCAUUGUUACUUAUUAACAAGGCAAUGGUUAGAGAACUGGGUUUCUUAAAAGUCUAUUAAGACUUUUAAGUCUACUACAUUAGGGAUGUCUUUAUUUUUGGGAAUCUUUUAUUAUGCUUUUUUACUCAAACAAUCAGUUUACAUCAGUAUGAACACCUGACCGUAUUCCGCCCGUGCCCUUUCCGUGGCAUUCAAUGCGAUACUUUCUGUACCAGUCAAUAAAAGAAAGCUUUUCCAGUGGUCGCUGAUUAAAAACCAUGUGUUGUUACACAACCAGAGAUGUUUAAUUAACACUGUUAAUGUUACUGAAGAAGAAACCGCAUGUAAAAACAAGCAGCUUAGCAAUGUAGAAGAUAAUAAGAGAGGACCGCAAGUGAUUCUAGCUGGAAACCUUCCUUGUUCUGGCCUCAAACUCUUUUUUUCGCACUUACUGCUUUAAUACCCAAAGGCUAAGAAGAGAAUAAAGUCAAGGUUGUAAUUGCGAUAUAUAAACUCGAUUGCGAAAUGUAAAUUCAGAAUUGCAAGAAAGUCAGAAUUCUCUGAGCUUAGUAAGAGUUUAUAUCUUGUAAUUCUGACUUUUUUUUUCUUCAGAAUUGCCAGAAAAAAGUCACAAUUUAUUUUUAGUCUCCAUAGUUAGCUUGAGAAAAAGCUGUGUUACUGAAGAAUGUGCAUGUAACUACGUCAAAUUAGUAGCAAUUUCCAAAAAGCCCAAAGUAUACAUAAAUGAUGACGUGAACACUUGGCAUAUGUUUAAAGCCGAACAUUUGCGUUUCAAAGUAUAUUUCAUUUGAUUGUGUGUGCAAACUUGAUACAUGCAGACUAGAAAUGAACUAAAAACUAGACAUGUUGUCCCCUUGUGGCCAGAUUAGUGGGCAUGUGUGAGCUAAAUGGACACGAUUACAAAAAUCGGGAUCCACGCGUACGAAGUAUACUUUGGGCUAAGAGUACCCCCAGAUGGAUUUUUCUGUAAGUUUGGUCGCAGCGCAAAACAAAUGUGCCAUACGAGUCGUGAGAUUUUAUGGUAUUGAGAGACUAUGUCGCUACUUUCUAUGUCAACAAAUGUGAUCUCGCAGACAUACGCUAAUGUGUCUUUUUUGUAUCUUUAACUCCAAGCUGUGCCUGAGAUGUACUGAUCACGUUGAAUACUUCUACAAGAGCUUGUUCAUGUAUUUUUUUUUUUUUUUUUUUUUUGAAACUAACUCAAAGGCUGUUAAAUGUAAAAUAGCCGGUUAACCGAUACAAAGGUGCCAGUUUUCUCUUAACUCGUCAUAGUGCUUUUGAAAGGCUUUUCAAAAGUUAUCAAGAGUUAUAAAGUUAUAAAGAGUUAUCACAGCGCCAUUUUUAAUGUCCACAUCCGUUUUAGUGCCGUAAUAAAAUGCUGCAUCCUGUAAUAACUUCAAAAAAUAAAAGUCAAAGGUUAAAGGUGAUUUUCAACAACUGUGCCUGUGGCAGCUCCAUGUUUUCAUUAUUGUAUUUUAUCAACGGAUGAAUGAGAAAUUGUUUGUUUUUCUUCCAAGUUGGUCUGGAAACCUGAGAAACAUACCCUAAAAACAAAGGGCAAUGCAUCGAGCAGCUAGUACUCUAGGUUAGCUAACGUCCGAUUUCUUCUCCUGUGUUUGACACAUUUCCUUUUGAAACAAGAAGUUUGUGUGGGACACAUCUAUUAAAAGAACCUGGCUUUAGGUAGGCUAUGUCAGUCACUGAUUUGGUAUUUGCUAAUGCUAGUGGUAUUGAGGGAGGGACACUGUCACUGUAGAGAGCUUUUGAUUGGAUAAAAAUCUGUGUAGUACAAGAUGAGCCAUCAAUAUUUUUGGUUCGUUUGCGGUUAGGAGAAAGACGUUUUAAAUCUGCCAACAUUUAUGAGUAGGCCUACACAAUAGAUUAGCUUCAAAGUUAUCGCCACAAAACUCUUAACGAUAAUCCACAUUUUGUGGAUGGUGCUAAAGCGUUCAGCUCAGGCAAAUAAUAGUUAAAACAGUAAUAAAAAGGCUUUAACUGGUUUCAAUGUACCUUGCUUAAAUCUCACUAUGGAUUAGCAACGGCGGGACCUUUUUGUAAGUCUGUUUAGUUUAGUCUGUUUUUCAUUUGUAGGAAACCCGGCCUCCAGCUGUUUUCUUUUUCCUCUCGAAUAUCGGCAGAAUCUUGGCCUGUAACAUCAUUCUCCAUUGCUCGUCUUUUCCUCUGCGACUCAACACCAUAGACUGUAUAAAAACACAUAGAAACAACACAUACACACACAACGUUUUCGGUCUUUUGAGAAACUUUGCGUUCACUCGCAAAACUUGGGAGGAAAAACUACCGGCCUAUUUCAGUGCUUUUAAGUUUUCUUGCAAAAACGUUUGCGUUCCUUCGAGAAAUUUUGCGUUCUCUUGCACAAGUUUUGCGUUCUCCUGAGAAACAUAUGCGUUCACUCACAAAACAAUAUAAUGUUAAUAACAUGCAGCGGGAGGAAAGACUAUAUUCCAAUGCUUUUGCAAGCUAUAACGCAAUUUUAUUUUUAUUUUUUUAUUUUUUUAGAACGCUAUUCUUUUGCGCCAGCGAAUGAACAAUUUCUCUGAAAAUGCAAUAGCCUACUUUUCCAAAAGAGCGCUAAGGUUUGCGAGUGAUUUUUUUAAUUAGUAAUAUUUUUACUGACAAGUCCUUUUAGGGCUCUGUAGCUAACUACAGCGAUCAGCAGGAGAAACAGACUGCGCGCGCUGUUGGAACGGAGGGUGUCUGUGCGCGCGCUGUUGGAACGGAGGGUGUCUGUGCGCGCGCUGUUGGAACGGAGGGUGACGCGAGGUUAUAACGAUUCAAGUGGUCUGUUCUCAAGGACUGAUGUGUUAAUAACGGCCGGCCGCUGCAGGCCCAGUAGAGUCUAUCAACUCAUGACUGUUGCGAUUGUUUUCUUUCUUCCUGUUUCUUUUUGGUUUCUUGCUGACCUCAUUGCUUUUCCACUGUUCCUAUGACGACUGUCCAUAGUCAACAGGAUCUGACUCUUUUAUUUGUCAUGGCAACACAUUACACAUCGGAAGCAUGCCCUUAGCAACCCUUCUGGGGCUGGUGCUAUUAAAACAACACUGAAUGGCUCAAUCAUUUCAACUGAGUUGUGAUUACAGUGUAACGCAAACCAUAUACAGUACCCAACUCAUCGAGAAGGAAAUCAGAAUUAAAAGGAUAAGGUAUACAUUUAAUUCAAGAUAUAUUCAGAGAAAUCGAGUUUUUUAUUUAACAUUUUGUUUUAUUGGUAUUUGUAUUUCUCCACAAUUUUGCUUCUUGGAUAAAUAUGAUUAAUUAUUUUUUUUAAAAAUAAAAUUAGACAACAAAGUGAAGAUAGUUAAUUGAAUUAAAGUUGGUGUGAAUAUAUGGCAUCAAUUGAGAACAGAAUUGUCCUAUGUGAUAUUUCCUUGUGUUUUCCUUAUCGAGACAUCAUAUGCAAGAGUUCAAAUGAAACAUGCCUUAAGCAUUUCCUCUGAUCCCAGAGCAGCUGUUGGCACUGAUACCACGCACACGCACACACACAAACACACACACACGCACACACACACACUUUGCUAUGUUCGCUUGAAUGUUCUUUAUGUGUGGUAUGUAAUCUAUGUAAAAUGCAGAUGGGAAUUGAAAGGUCAUUCAAUCUGAGAUUGCCAAUGAUUUAUAAUCCCAAAUCCACUCUUUUCCCUCUCCAGAAGUGAACGUGUUGUGUGCUGGUGUUUAUUCUGUUGCCUGUGCUGUUUGAGGAUGUUUGCUUGCUCUUAAAAGUGUCAUAUCCCUUGGAUGAUGAAGAUAAAAAAAGAAAAAGGAAAAUUAAUAAAAGGG